Molecule: messenger RNA, 774 nt
Organism: Balearica regulorum gibbericeps (East African grey crowned-crane)
Lineage: Eukaryota; Metazoa; Chordata; Aves; Gruiformes; Gruidae
Source: RefSeq, a predicted model, not a curated record
GGUCCAUCACUUAAGCAGUUUAUGGACAUUUUUUCUCUUCCUGAAAUGACGCUGCUCUCUUCAGUCAUUGACUACUUCAUAACUCAUGGUAUUGAGUUUGACCAGGUGCAUCUUUACAAGGAUAUAUCCGAUGCUAUUAGAGAUGUACAUGUGAAAGGAGUGAUGUACGAAUGGAUUGAAAAAGAUCUGGAACAGUAUAUUCUGCACGGGGAUGAAAUCUAUGCUGUGCUAAACCGGCUGGUGAACCACAAGAAGAAACUCUUCCUCAUUACAAACAGUCCCUUUAGCUUUGUGGACAAAGGAAUGAAACACAUGGUUGGCAAGAACUGGCGGGACUUAUUCGACUUGGUCAUUGUGCAAGCCGGCAAGCCAAAUUUCUUCACUGAUCGGCGGAAACCUUUUCGAAAACUGGAUGAUAAAGGCUCACUGCAGUGGGACAAAAUAAACCAGCUGGAGAAAGGAAAGAUCUACAAAGAGGGUAAUCUCUUUGAUUUUCUGAGGCUGACAGGCUGGCGUGGGUCCAAAGUGCUCUACUUUGGCGACCAUCUGUACAGCGAUCUUGCGGACCUCAUGCUGCGUCACGGCUGGAGGACUGGAGCCAUUGUUCCUGAACUGGAGACGGAGAUUCGGAUCAUAAACACAGAGCAGUACAUGCACUCCCUGACCUGGCAGCAGGCUCUGACAGGGCUGCUAGAGAGAAUGCAGAUGUAUCAGGAUGCAGAAUCGAAGCAAGUAUUGCUGGAGUGGAUGAAAGAACGGCAGGAGAUCAGGUGA